Molecule: messenger RNA, 822 nt
Organism: Biomphalaria glabrata
Lineage: Eukaryota; Metazoa; Mollusca; Gastropoda; Planorbidae
Exons: 5
Coding region: 238-810 (190 amino acids)
Source: RefSeq, a predicted model, not a curated record
UUAAACAUCUUGUCGACUCUAUUACUGUCAAGUACUGUGACAAUGUCAGCCUAACAAAUUAGCAAUUUAAAAUCCGAAUCCCACCUCAAUUCACACUUGGCUUUUGUCUCGAUUCAAAAAGGUUUACCACGUGAGGAACUGCGCUGAAACUUCGUUAGGGGCAAGUGGGCAUGCCUUGGUUUUCUCAGUGAAGGAGUGUCCUCCCUUUCAACAGACGUCUUCUGUUGCUGUUUCGUGAUGGCCGCCGCAGGUGCGAACGCAGGUCGAGUGUUGAUGUUGAUCAUUAGUAUUGGCCUCAUGUGGACUGUGUCCGGUAGCUUCUUCUAUUGUGAGUCUAGCCUGGUCAUCCAAAGAUUGUUACUAUCCCAGUGUCUCUGGGAGCAGGGUCUGACCCAUAUCUCUUUCUCAUCAUCAAGUCUAAACGUCUUAUGCGCGGCAAGAGAAAAAUUUACUAAAGCUUUCAGAUGUCAAAUGCAAUUUUUGACCAGAUGUCACCCAGACAGAGCGCAGCAAGCUCCGUCAGCAGACUUGGAUGGUAUCCCAACAUUCCUUGAGGGACUCUGCUCCACGCCUGGCUUCAACCGGGAGUGUUACGACGGCAAGAAAAGGGCGCACAACUUAUGCAUACUUGACAAGAUGGACAAGUCGUUGUCAAAGACUCAAACCCCAGAGGACAUGUGUACAAUAAUGGACACGCUUUCGGCCGAGUGUGUGAAUCAAGUACUGAAGCCAUGCGGUGACAUCACGGUGGCCGCACUAAUUAAGCACCUGCCUUCAAUCAGACCGUCCAGAUGCAUGGCCGACGCUUAAAAUGAAACAGCG